AAAGAUCAUAUAUCGGAAAGGUGCGACAGUCGGGUCCGAACAGGGUAUUUUGCACAGGACAGCAACCUCUGUGGCUCUCUGUCUGUACCACCAAAAUCCUAAGCAGUUCCAAGAAGAAGAAGAAUUCAAACAAAAAUGUCGUCUGUUGGCACAUUUCAACUACUACUACCUGCAUUUCCUUCUUCCUCCUCCUCUUCUUUUACCAAUAAAGCCCUUUCUCUUCGUCCUCUCCCCUUCCCCACUUCGCCUCUACAGCGCCACGCCCACCACCUUAAUCACAGUUUGCAACAUCUCCAUCCCAUUUCAAAAUCUGGACGGAAUUUCAGAUCCUUCCGCUGCCUCUCGGGAUUGUCUCCCGAGCUAAAAACAACAAUCGACAAAGUCAUUACAUCGGAGAAAGUAGUUCUGUUUAUGAAGGGAUCUAAAGACUUCCCACAAUGUGGAUUUUCCCACACUGUAGUGCAAAUAUUGAAGUCUUUAAAUGUGCACUUCGAGACUAUAAACAUUCUAGAGAACGAACUAUUGAGACAAGGACUGAAGGAGUAUUCAAGCUGGCCAACCUUUCCUCAGCUGUAUAUUGAUGGAGAGUUCUUUGGUGGUUGUGACAUAACAGUUGAAGCAUACAAAAGUGGAGAAUUGCAAGAAGUGUUGGAGAAGGCAAUGUGUUCUUGAAGCGAAGGUUUGGCAAUCCUUCUUCACUUGAUUUUUAAUAUGGAAAGAUGUAUAUCAACAUGACAUUUAUGUUACUCAAGGCUUCAUUACAAAUGGUAAAAACCAGUUACUUGUUUGUUUGAAUGUCUAUAUUUCUCACCUGUUUAAAAGAAAAAUAGUUAUGUGAGAUUAGUUGAAAUGUGUAUAAACUAAUUUGAACAAUAAAAAAAAUUGAUGGGGACAUGAAAUUUAAA
Messenger RNA from Cucumis sativus (cucumber), 905 nucleotides. Its product is annotated as monothiol glutaredoxin-S7, chloroplastic. Lineage: Eukaryota; Viridiplantae; Streptophyta; Magnoliopsida; Cucurbitales; Cucurbitaceae. The record is from RefSeq and is a predicted model, not a curated record. The transcript is spliced from 3 exons. Bases 136 to 672 code for a protein of 178 amino acids.